Xyrauchen texanus (razorback sucker) is the source of this 6702-nucleotide messenger RNA. RefSeq names its product collagen alpha-5(IV) chain-like. Gene Ontology annotation, molecular function: extracellular matrix structural constituent. Lineage: Eukaryota; Metazoa; Chordata; Actinopteri; Cypriniformes; Catostomidae. Bases 262 to 5238 code for a protein of 1658 amino acids. The record is from RefSeq and is a predicted model, not a curated record. The transcript has 52 exons. Gene Ontology annotation, cellular component: collagen trimer.
CGGAAUAUUGCAAACAGUCCCCUUUAGAACCGCGCAGAUUCUUAUGGGUACAUUGAUACAUCCCAAACUCCUUAAGAUCGAAUCAGAUACACUGUUGCGCAUGUUUAAGCUUUACUUCUGAGAUGGUCGCUGCAGGUGGUGCCAGAGGAAAAUUUGGAGAAGUUGGUCAUCCGUACAGGGUGCGCAAAUAACGUGCGAUCUUGAGAGAUUGGACCGACGUUCCCGAGUUGACCAGUGAGAUUUGCGCGAGGGUCCGUGAAAAUGGAUCGUGGUUUACUGUCGGGAGCGAUUUUCGGAAUGUUGUUGCUCGGACUUCUUACACCGGCAAGAUCUGAUGGGGGGUGUGUUUGCAGUGGAAAAUCCCAGUGCGACUGUCAAGGAAUCAAAGGCGAUAUGGGUGAUCCUGGGUAUCCUGGCAUUUAUGGUGCAAGAGGAAGACCAGGGUAUCAAGGAAUUGAGGGCCCUCCUGGAGACCAUGGUCCAAAAGGAAAUAUGGGAAUUCCAGGCAUCCCCGGACCCAAAGGUUCCAGGGGAGUUCCAGGGAAUGCAGGAUUCUUGGGCCCACCAGGGCUUCCUGGGUUCCCUGGGAAAAAGGGACCUAUGGGGUUUCCUGGUCUACCAGGAUGCAAUGGCACAAAGGGUGAACCCGGUACACCAGGCAUUAUAGGACUGAGAGGACGUCCUGGCCCACAGGGAAUUCAAGGCAUCCAAGGACAUAAGGGAGAUACCUAUUACUUCCCGCCCAGCGAAGCAGUGAAAGGACUUCCUGGUAUUCCAGGUAGAAAAGGAGAAAAAGGUCUGCCAGGGAUGCCCGGGUUACUGGGACCAGAGGGACCAGUUGGGCCUAGAGGUGCAACAGGAAUACAAGGAUUUCCAGGGGUCCAAGGAGAGAAGGGCCUGGAGGGUCGAAGCAUGUUAUUAUCUGGGCCCAGUGGUGAAAAGGGUGUAAAGGGUCCACCUGGUGUACCAGGACAAAAAGGCGUAAAGUUAUUUGUAACAGGACGAAACGAGCUAAAGGGUGAAAAAGGUGAUCCUGGAGACACUGGAUGCCUUGGACCAACUGGUCGUCCUGGUCGUCCAGGUACCAAGGGGGAGACUGGGGAAAGAGGGGAGCCUGGUUUUCCGGGGAAUGCUGGAAACGAUGGGAAUCAAGGAGAGUUUGGCCUUAAGGGUGAGCCUGGAGAUGUUGGAUUUCAAGGGGCAACAGGUGUAGCUGGGGAUACGGGUUCAAAAGGUGAUCGUGGCCCCCCUGGUAUCCCUGGAGAGUUCAUUGUAGUAUUUGAGGAGGUCAAUGGUCAAAAAGGUUUUCCUGGACCACCGGGACCCCCAGGUCCCCGAGGUAGUGAAGGUUCCAUUGGCAAUCCUGGAAAUCUAGGUCCUCCUGGCCUUGCCUUACCUGGACCUAAGGGAAAGACAGGUUACCCAGGGUUUAGGGGUGAGAGAGGUGAAAAAGGAGAACCUGCACCUAACGUCACUGGACCCAAAGGAAUUGAUGGGCGACCAGGGGAACGAGGACCCCCGGGUGACCCUGGCUCUCCAGGACCUCCAAAUGUCAAUAAGCGUGAAGGACCACAAGGGCCCAAGGGUGAAAAAGGUCUAACAGGACCCGAGGGUCUGCGUGGAGACCCUGGGAAACCAGGAGAACAAGGCUCUCUUUGCAGGCUGUGCUCUGUCUCUUUUAUUGAACCUGGACCCCCGGGACCACCUGGAGAUCCUGGUAAACAUGGAGAGCCAGGUGUUGAGGGAUUUCAAGGCGCUAAAGGAUCCAAAGGUUUCCAAGGGCCAGAAGGUCCACCUGGUCUUCCGGGUUCAUUAGGUCCACAAGGUUUACCUGGGCCUCUGGGUGUCAAAGGAGUCAGAGGGACAAGAACUGAGAUUGGGGAGAAGGGCCACAUAGGACAAUCUGGUUAUGCAGGACCAUCUGGGAUAAAUGGAAAAGAUGGCAUACCAGGCAACCCUGGCUUCAAAGGACCACCAGGACCAAAAGGAAACCCAAGUCCUCCAGGACCUAAGGGGAACUGUGGUGACCAAGGACCUUGUGGGGAGCCUGGCAGGACAGGUCCAAUGGGCAGCCAGGGGUCAAUGGGUGUGGGGCAACCAGGGGUAUCCGGAGAGAAAGGCAGUUUGGGAGUUUUGGGUCAGCCAGGAAAUCCUGGAGAACCAGGCGAGAAAGGAUCUCCAGGAUCAGUACAAAUGACACCUGGAGACUUGGGGGAACCUGGACGGCCUGGUCCACCUGGUCUGCCAGGACCUCCAGGUAUUGAGGGCAGCACUGGAGUUCAAGGAUUUCCUGGACUGUGUGGGUUAAAAGGAGAGACAGGACCAUCAGUCCAAGGAGGAAAUGGACUUACUGGCCCUAAAGGUGAUAAGGGUGUUAAAGGGAUGCCGGGCCUACCUGGUUUUGGAUGUGCAGGCCGCCCUGGCCCUCCAGGACCACCCGGAUUUCCAGGAUCAAAGGGGGAUAUGGCAUUCGGCUCCCCAGGGCCCGAAGGUCGGCAGGGGCUGCCAGGAGAUGAAGGGGCUCUUGGGUCACCUGGAAACUGUGGCCCUUCUGGAUUACCUGGAUGUCCAGGUCAAAGAGGAAGGGAAGGGCAACCAGGAGACUGUGGUGUACGGGGUCUUGAUGGUUCACCUGGAGAUGCUGGGGUUACAGGAGACUGUUUUCCAGGAGUCAAAGGUGAUGAUGGGCCUUUAGGAAUCAUAGGACUAGAUGGACCAACAGGGGUUCUAGGGCUGAAGGGGUCACAGGGUGAAACUGGACCAUCUGGACAGGGUGAACCUGGUCCAACAGGUAUGGUUGGGAUACCUGGGAGAAAUGGAGUGGCUGGAUUGAUUGGUAUCCAUGGACCAACAGGUUUCAGAGGCCGAGAUGGCUCACCAGGCUUCCCAGGUCCACGUGGAAAUCAGGGGGAUACUGGAAGCAUAGGUCCACCUGGAGUAGAGGGAAAUCCUGGACCACCUGGAGCCCCUGGACCUAAAGGUUUCAUUGGUAGGAAUGGAGUUCCAGGUGUUAAAGGAAUACCAGGGGAACCAGGAGACCGUGGAGCCAGUGGUCCUAAGGGACAACCAACAAACCUCAUGUCUCCAGGAGAUCCUGGUGAUCCUGGCCAACCAGGUCUUCUUGGUGUAACAGGCUUUAAAGGGUACUCUGGAAUCCCAGGCAACUAUGGAGAAUCUGGAAAGAAUGGACUUCCAGGCAGUACUGGUCCACCAGGUCCGCCUGGUGACCCAGGCCAGAAUGGGCUUCCUGGAAAUAGGGGUUUUGAUGGAAAUUGUGGGGAUCCAGGGGUUAUAGGGUCCCCAGGAGUGAAAGGCGAAAAAGGUUUGCCUGGAGUUUGUGGGGAACCUGGGACUCCUGGUGUCACAGGACAAAAUGGACCAAAGGGCAUCAAAGGUGAACCCAGUCAGCCUGGGGCAGGGCUUCCAGGACAACCAGGCGAGAAGGGUGAACCAGGUUGUCCAGGGAGUAAAGGGGAAAAGGGUGACAAGGGUAUAUAUGGGAUGGCUGGGACACCAGGUUUGGCAGGGUUUCCUGGAGUAAGAGGUGAAACUGGAGUACCAGGAGAUCCAGGACCCCCAGGACCUCCUGGUGAUAAUGGUUUCGAUGGAUUUCCAGGUCCAACUGGAAAUCAAGGGCCCUGUGGUCCACCAGGUGUUCCUGGUUUGGCUGGAGAUCCAGGAUCUCCAGGACCCAGAGGAGAGCAAGGCAGAGACGGUAUUCCAGGGCCAUCUGGCGCAAAAGGAGUUAGAGGGCUCACUGUGAAUGGGAAUCCUGGCCCACCAGGUAUUAAGGGUGAGAAAGGUACUAAAGGCAGUUCUGGACCCCAAGGGCCAUUUGGGCUACAAGGACCCUACGGGCCAGUGGGAGAAAAGGGCCCUCCAGGCCAACCCGGAGAACCAGGGCCUUGUGGGUGUCCAGGUCCAGCGGGCUUGUGUGUUGAUGGUCCAAAAGGGGAGAGAGGACCUUAUGGACAAUCUGGCCAACAAGGUCUCCAGGGACCACGUGGGCCUCCUGGUGACCCAGGUCCAGGGUUGAAGGGAGAUAAAGGUGAUACUGGGUCCCUGGGGCUUAGAGGAGGGCCCGGUUGCACCGGUGACAGUGGAGUUCCAGGAGUACCAGGUAGAGAUGGAGGUCCUGGCUCUAAGGGCCCAAAAGGAGAUACGGGGCCUAUGGGUGAGGUCGGACCAAUCGGUAUAAAAGGAAGUUGUGGUCCAAGCGGCCCUCCUGGAUUAAAAGGAUGUAAAGGAUCACCUGGACCUAAAGGGCCGAAAGGUUACGAUGCUAUGGAUGAGGUCAUCGCUAUUCCAGGAGACCCUGGUACACGUGGAAAAGCUGGUGAGAAAGGAGAGCAAGGAUAUCCUGGUCCUCCAGGAUAUACAGGUCCACAAGGAACUCAAGGUCGAAAGGGAGCCACAGGUCUAGAUGGGGUUCCGGGAAGGCCUGGAAUCACUGGACCAAAGGGAGACAGCGGCCCACCAGGGCUACAAGGUGCUCGUGGUUUGUCAGGUGAAGUGGGUAUCAAAGGCUCUGUAGGUCCUAAGGGGACAUUUAUGCAAAAUGGCACCAGAGACAGCUUCCUUUUUACCAGGCAUAGUCAAAGAAGAGACGUCCCAACCUGCCCUAAUGGAUCAAGAUAUUUGUACUUCGGAUAUUCACUCCUCUUUAUCAAUGGCAACAACCGUGGACAUGGGCAGGACCUAGGCACUAUAGGAAGCUGUUUGCAGAGGUUCUCCACCAUGCCUUUCCUGGUCUGUAACCCUGAUGAAUCCUGUCGCUACGCUUCUCGAAACGAUUACUCCUAUUGGCUGUCUACAGACACACCAAUGUCCAACAACCAGGAUUUGAUCAGUGAUGACUUAUUGGAACAGUACAUUAGCAGAUGUGCAGUAUGUGAGGCACCUGCUAAUGUGAUAGCAGUUCACAGUCAGACGAAUCAGAUCCCAUGGUGUCCUGCUGGAUGGCUGUCUUUGUGGCAAGGUUACUCCUUUGUGAUGCAAACAGCCGCAGGUGCAGAGGGUUCUGGGCAGCCGCUGGUCUCUCCCGGGUCUUGUCUGGAGGAGUUCCGCAAGAUUCCAUUCAUAGAGUGUCAUGGGCGUGGCACCUGUAACUUCUAUCCUGAUUCCUACAGCUACUGGCUGGCAUCGCUUGACCCUAGUAGAAUGUUCAGUAUUCCAAUCCGUCAGACAGCAAGACAACAAGACAUCAUCAGCCGCUGUCGGGUCUGUAUGAAGCAGUAGCCUUAAGGUCAGAGGUCAUGACCUUUAGAAGCAACACCUUGGUAGACAACACAAAUUACUGAACUGUCGGUUACCAUGACUUGUGCAAUGUCAGUAGUUUCUGUGAAGCAAGCUCUCAAGCACUAUUCCCGGAAGCAACUGGGUUUAUUUUAGCCAAUAAAAAUGCUUUAGUAGCUACAAUCCCUUCCACCAAUUAAGGAUUUCCCCCAUUGUUGCUGUGUUUGAUGUUACCUGGUUACCACUGAUCCAGGUAGUCAGUGGAAUAAUACAUUUAUGUUCAUUUGUCCAAAUCAGGCCUAACUGUUGUACAAACCCAUGUUAAUAACAAUAAUUUUGUAAUUAUGAGUGGAAAUGGCCAGGAAAAGAACCUAUGGACUAGUUUAUUGUAAAGAAAAUUAAGUUGGUAUGAAUUUAGAAGGCUGGUUUGGUUUGUAACCGCACAGGCACUUACAGUAUAGAUAUGUUAUAUUUAAAAUUAUCUUUAUUCAUAACUGAGCUGUCAAAUCAGAGUUUGUGGUGACUUAAUUUCAAUUUAGCCAAAUCAACCAGUAGGACUAAUGCUAAUUACGAAACCCCUUUGUAAUGCUUUCAUGCUCUAAAUUGUAACCUAUCUUUGAUAUCUAUCUUUGAGCAUGAGACGAAGUUAAUCAGACAUUUUUAAACUUUAUAUAAGGAAACAGAUCUUUAAGGUAACAAUUGCAUGUUACAUCACUUUUUUGUAACUGUAGGAUCUUUAUUCAAGAAAGAAUUCAAGUAAGCCUAUUUCUAAGAGUACUAAGAUAGUUGCACAAACAAAGCUGAUUCUUGGAGAAUAUGUUUUUGGAUGCUAUGGUUUUGAAAAGGCAUAUUUAAGCUCAUUCAAAUUUGACUCUGAAUGACCCAGAUUUCGUGGUGCUACUUGCUGGAUGAGUGUAAAAAGGAAAAGAAACUUGAUUUUUAGGGUCAGGGCAAAUGAGAGAAAGUGUGUAUAUUGUAUUUUAUGUAUUCAAAAGAUACACAUUAAAUAACUGAAUUAAGGAAUUAGAUCCUUCUUAUACAAUUAAUACAUCAUUACAUGUAAAUCCUUUCCCAUGUCUGUUGUAAUUUAAUAUAAGACAGCAAUGCCAAAUCAAAUGGCUAUUAAUGACUGUAAUGUUGCCAAUACUUAAUCCACAGAAAAUAUGAAAAAGGCCUUCAAUAUAUAAUAUGCUUUAUUAAAGAUCAGACACUCUGAUGGCUUCAGUUAGGUGUACAUAUUUCGUGUUGUAUAUACGCCUAUUCAAAAUGAUAGGAUGCAGCAUUGGCAGAAAGCCAAUGUGAUACACUGUUUUGUGUUUUUUUAGUGACACUAAAAACUUGUUCACACCUUUUUCAAGUAUUUUGUAUUACUGCAGUGUUUUAUAAAACUGUAUGCUAUUUUUGAAUGGAAAUGCUGUAAUUUUUUUGUCAAAGAAUAAAUCAAUCAUUUUUUGUAGAAAACAUGAA